Messenger RNA from Thalassophryne amazonica, 6811 nucleotides. RefSeq names its product autism susceptibility gene 2 protein homolog. The record is from RefSeq and is a predicted model, not a curated record. Lineage: Eukaryota; Metazoa; Chordata; Actinopteri; Batrachoidiformes; Batrachoididae.
GAAGAAGAAGUGGCGCACACAAUGCACUGCACAACUGGCAGGGGUUGUCUCUCAGAUUUUCGCGAUAAAUUUCCAAUUGAGUGGAAACUUGUAAAAAAAAAGGCAGCAGCGGAGCUGUUUUGUUUUCCUCGGUAUCCAACCGCACACUGGAUUUACUGAAAAGAGCCGCUGUCCCGGAACGUCGACGAGUGCUCGAACUUCUCUGAUCAACAUUGGAUUACACAGUGGGGCUGGACACAGAAGCUGCCCAGCCCGACGGCAGCUCGGCCGACACCCUCAUUUAUGGAAAUCGACCCCGAGGCUUUGAUAUGCGGGCCUUAUAAUUUUUCUUUAUGAUGGGGGCGGAACGAAAGAUGAGUUGCGUAUGAAUAAGUAACAGGUCGUUACUCCACGGGUGAUUAGUUGCGAAAAGGCUGUUGUAUUAAUCCCCGUUUCCUUUAAAGAAAGUCGCCGGUUGCUUUUGGUUUAGGUGGCUAUUAGCUGGAUUGGCUAACGUUAGCUAGCCAAAUCGCUAACGUUACGUCUUUCUUUUGAUGAAAUUCUACCAUUAGUGUCGGCCGUCAGCACUUCGGUACGAGAAAUAAUUCACCUUAUUACUACGGAAUAUUAACUAUUUCGUAUGGUGUCUGGUUUGCUUGCGUUUAUCGACGUGUUUUAAACAGGCGGACUUAUUUUUAGUUUGCUGUCUGAAUAUAUUGUGAUGAUUUGAGUUAGCUGUAUGCUAUCAUAAGCUAAUUGGCUGUAAUCAACACUGACCUGACAUUAGCUCGCUAAUGUCAGUUCCUGCUUUAUCUCAGCGAGAUAACCCACUUUAGUACUUAAAUGUAAACAAGUUGCCACCAUUAAAAUUUCACAGGAACACAAAAUCGUGUUAAUGUUAGCUAUGUGGUUGUAGGUGACUGGCUAACGUUAUCGUUUUGCUAAGAGGCAAAUACAUAUGUCAACCUGAGUAGAAAUUCUAAAAUUCUACAGAUUACAGUCGUAUUGAGCACUGGGGAUAUUGGAAUGAUUUUCACGUUAACGUAAGCGUCGCGGUGAUUUGUCUUUUCUUCGGUAAGGCGGUUAAUUUUUUUGUUGUUUACAUACGCAUAACUUAUUUUAGCGAAUGCCUCGCUAGCUAAUGUUAGCCUUCUUUGAGACGCACUCGGCUAUGUCUUGACAUUUGUGCAUGUGAUUGUGUUACAUAUUCCCAUGUGAAUUUACGUUCACAUUCAGAUGCUUUGAAAUGACACUAAAAUUUCGCCGGAAGAAAGGCACUGAUGCCAAUAGACUGUUGUCAAAGGACGAUAAAUAAUAGCCACUUGUUCUCUUUACGCCAUUUUAACGGAGGGCCUGUUAGGUGGUUGUUCAUUUGCGGUUCGGUGCCUUCUGCCGGCCUGAGACUUGAGUAAAGUGCCUUUGGUUCUCAUUGGAGUUACAGUAAGGAGAUACCGUGUGGACAUGGAGGGUCCGAGCCGAGGCACUGGGUUCAGGCAGAGCCGGAGGUCCCGUUCGCAGCGCGACAGGGAGCGGCGGCGGAGGACAGUGGACCUGGCGGAGCAGACUGCCACGUCCCUGUCCUCAGGCUCCGAGAGAGAGGCUUGUGGGACAAACAGCGUCUUGGGUCCCGGAGGGAGAGAGUGCCGACCCGGGUUCGGUAGGCACAGACCUCCACGCCGGAGGAAAAGAGAGUCCGUGUCCUGCGAAGAAGACAUCAUUGAUGGCUUCGCUAUUGCGAGCUUCAUCAGCUUGGAAGCACUCGAGAUGGACUGCACUCUCAAACCCAAUCAGCGCACUGAUAUGCUGGGAAGGAGGAACAAGGGGAAGAGGGGGCCAGAUGAGAAUGGUGGAGGGCCACUUUCAGAGCCUGAGGAAGGAGUUCCACACAGCUAUUCCAGCACAUGUUGUAACAAGAGUAGAAAUAAGAGAAGAAAGAUUGAUGAAAAGGGGCUGCCUUUGGAGACUGGCUACAUUUGUGAUACUGAGAGUGAUUCGGGAGGCAAGGCCUCUGACAAUGACAUGGAUCCAGUGUUCACAGUCAGUACAAGAAAAGUUGCAGAACCUGUCCCAUCCAGCAAUGAGCACAUCUAUGAGCAAAGUUGUCCUCCUUUACCCACCCGUUCUGGCGGUGUGUCACGGUUGAUGGUGACAAGAGUAUCUGGUCUGGAGAGGAGUUCAGGAAAAAAGACUGGAGCCACAUUACCCGAGCCCGUUUCUUCUACCUCUUCGGCAUCCUUCUCCUGCCUGCCUUCCCACUCAACAGUAACGGCCUCAGCUACAGUCACCAGGUCUAACCAGCUCAAUGGUAGUAGCAGCCGCCACAACGCCAGCCCCCCACUAUCCAAACCCAAACCCUUCCUUACUUUGCCUGGACGACCUUCUAUGUAUAACAUCAGCAACAGGAGCAGCACUUCUCUCAAACCCUCAUCUUCGGCUUCAUCUGCUGCAUCUUCCUCCUCCUCUAUGCGUCCCCCCACUCCCUCCACAAGUGUGUCGCUGUCCACCAUCAGGGGCUCGGGAUCUACGGGGCCGCACCGGCCACCGUCAAGAGCCAGCUCUGGAGCCCUGUUCACCUCUUCACCUGGUUUACCGCCACCUCCACCUCUGCUGCAAGUCUCUGCUCACUCAACAGCACCAGACCACGAUUUGCUGCGUCAAAAUUUAAAUUCCCACUUCUUAAAUUCACAAGAACGUGAAGGCAGGCGCAGCCUCCCAGGGGCCGAAAAUAAUGCAGCAGGAGCAGGCCGUUCUACUCCUGGCGGUCCGUCAGCUUCAAGUUCCACAUCAAGUUCUUCAGGCAGGACAUCCCAGAACCAGCCAAGCAUCCAACCCAUGGCCUUCCAGUUUCAUCAUCACAACCACCAGCACCAACACACGCACACGCACCAACACUUCACGCCCUUCCUGCACCCCACAGCUACUGCACCACCGCUGUUUGAUAAAUAUGCAGGCAAAAUGGACGGGCUGUAUCGACAUACUUUCUUUCCACAGUACCCACCACCCUCAGUGCCGAGUAUCCAGCCUGUGAUUCCUCCUACUGGGCCUUUUAGCUCCCUGCAGGGAGCGUUUCAGCCAAAGCCUAUUGUCCCUCAGGGAACGGGUCCUGAUAUGACUGCACGACUUGGGGUUGUGCCUCAUCACCUGCAGCCAAAAGACCCCAGGUUAACUGAUCCAUUUGGGACAUCGUUGAAAAUCAGUAAUAAACCAGGAAAAUGGUGUGCUAUGCAUGUAUAUGUGGCCUGGAUGAUUCUGAGUCAUCAGAAAAAAGUAAAGUUGAUGCAGGGUGAUCCCCACAAGCUAGACUUCCGGACUGACCUGCUGGCCCGUCUUCCUGGAGCUGGCGGAUUGGGACCACUGGGGCACCUUGGAGGUGCCCUGCCUCCAACCCAUGACUUGACCAGACCUGCCAGUCUGUUUUCAGCUACAGGUGCAGUCAAUCCAUCCUCAGCACCUUUCCUGUCUCCAUCAGCACCGCACUCUUCUUUCCUUGGACCAACUGCACACUUGGAUCCAUAUGGCCGCUCCCCGCCAUUCACCCCACUGGCAGCCCUGGGUUCUGGUGCCUUUGGAGGACUUGGCAGCCCAACACUAAGUGGCUCCAUGUUUGGCCCUAAAGACCCACCAACCAGUGUGGUUGGGGGCUUGUCCACCCCCAACCACCACGAUCCAUGGAACCGCCUGCAUGGUGGUCCCUCUGGAUUCCCCGCUGGCCCCAGCUGGGCUAAAGGAGCAGAAAGAAGGGAUGAGAGGGAUCGAGGGAAGGAUACAGAGAGGAGAGAAAUUCCUCACAUUAAGGAUGAAAAGGACAGAGACAAUAUACUGUAUGGCCGCCAACCUGUAAGGAUGUCUCCUGUUGCACCUGCCUUUAAGCCCCGCAGUAGCACCCCAGUCUCCCACCUUAAUGGCCACAUCAGUGCUCUAGGAGGGAGCAGCGGCCCCAUUGAGGACCUGACACGCAGCCUAAAUAGGGACAGAGACCGUGAUCGAGACAGAGAUGGGGACAAAAGGCUGCUGCCAGCAAUAUCUUCAAGGGGGCCUCCUCUUGGCUCUUCAUCUGUAAUAGCAGACAGGGACAGACCGCGGUCUUCCUCAUCCUCUGUGCUCACAACUCCGCCACCUUCAAACCCUUCAGCCCCAUCUCCUUUGGACCUGUAUUCCCGCCCACUGGCCACAACAGCGCAUAGUCUCCACAGUGAACCCUCACACUCCCAAAGAGACAGCAACCCCACAUCAUCUUCAGCAGCUUCUGCCACUGUCACUUCUUUGUCUCAGGGCAAGAAGUCUGAUCGAACCACAACCCCUGUCAACAGACCUCCCCAUCUCCUCCCACCAGUUAAAGUCAAAGAAGAGCGGAAAGAGGAGCCAGAGCAUAUCCCUAUCACGCUACAGGCUCCACCAGCGACUAACCACAGCUUUGAUCGCCCUAACAGCCACCCCCACCACCCUAGUUCUGGCACUCCUUCCUCUUCAUCUCUUUCGUUGACUCCGACUCCUGGUCUUCCAGUCCCACCACCCAAUUCAAACCCUCCUUCCCAUCAACACCUGUCACUUCUGGAGCGCACAAGGGCCAUUGAUGCAUAUCUGGGCACCACAGCAGGUCCUGGGACAUUGGUAAUGGGGCCAGGAGAACGUUUCCCCCAUGUUCCUGCCCAGGCUCCAUCACAGGGUCCACACAGCUUCACCUGGGACCCAUGGAGGGAGCUGGCAGCUCAGCAGCAACAACAACAGCGUAGAGAGGCUUUGGCACUUCGAUCAGACCCUCACCUAGCAUUACGCUCUGAUCCACACCUGGCCCGGCUACUUCAGCAUCAACAUGCUCAGCGCCUCCUAGAGGCAGAGAAGGCUGCAGCUGUAGCUGCUGCAGCUGCAGCAGCAGCCGCCCCUCACCACCCUACAACAUCUACCUCUACUGCCUCCAACACUGCUAUCCGCCAGGAUUUUGGCCUCAUGGCUCAUCACUUUGACCGCCCUCCUCAGAUUGGACAACCAGGAGGUGGAUUGAUCGAUGAGGACCAGCGUGCCCAGAUCUUGAGGGAAGACUUUGAGCGUGCUCGCUACUUUGGUAUGCACCCACAUCUCCCCACUGGUUCUCACCUCUCAAGCCCCUCUCAUGCUGCAACUGCCACUCACCUAGAGCAGCUCCAUCCUGGUCUUCUUUCCCACCCACUCCCUCCUGGAGCCUCUGCUGCUGCCCAGCAUCACACAGGCCUCUACUCCCGUCUAGGUCCGCUGAAUCCACACCACAUGCCCAAUGGCAUCCUUGGAAAGACCCCUGCAAGCUUGGUGGGCGCUCUGUCAGUUGGGGCACCACCUCCUCUCAUUCCAUCCAUGACCAGCCGAUCAUCCACCCCUCCCCGCAGUUCUAGACUGGGAGGACCUGCUGAAUUGGCACUGUAUAAUGCCCACAAAGAUGGGGAGUCCAGAUAGUACAGGGACAACACUGGAGGAGAUUAAGGGAAAUGUCAGGAUCACUGUGCUGCUCUCACCCUGCCCCCGGCACUUUUUCUCUUGCAAACGACUGAACCCUGUCCUCCCAGUUACAGAGUGAAGUCAGUUCCAGCCCCCCCUCAAACAGGGCAAACCAUAACUGGCUGGAGAUGAUGGUAGCAAGGGAAAUGCAAAGCUGAUCAGUGUGACUUGCAACAUGCUCAAUGGAUUUAUUGGUGCAAUUUAAAAGGUACAUGGUUUCUGUACAUCUUUGGUGUAUUUUUAUUUGAUACUAAGUACACGAGCUAAGGAGAGGCAGAAGACCGUACCCCCCCCCCCACCCCGCAUUUCUCAGAUGGACGGUGAACCAUGCUUCUGCACAAGUCUUUUCAGAAUGAAUUGAAAUUAACUUUCAGAGAUACAAACCCUGAAGUCAUGUCAGGGGUUCAUUCUGUUUAACUCAUGGGAUAGUAUAAAGCCCUCUACGUAACUCAAACCUGAGCGUGUAUUAGAAUGAGGGUUUAUUACAAAAUGAAAAAAAAUGUGGUGCUUCCUGUUCUGUGUUUCAUUGUGAAAAGUUAAUAGAUUAUGGAUGAAACAUCUAAAGAGUAAACAUUCUGUACCUCAGUUCCUUGCAUUACCACAAUAUCUAGUUACAAACAUCCAGCUUCUUUUCUCCACUUCUGUAUUUCUUUCACUUUUUUUUUUAACCCCACUUCUUCUUUCAAAGUAUGAAGGGUGAAAUGAAAUGUGUGCUACACUGUGUUACAUGGCGUGAGUGGACAUGGGAUUUUGGAGCUUCCUGUAACUGUUCCCCAUUCUCCUCUGAUUAUACGAGCAGGACCAGAUUAUAGUAGUAUAGAAAAAUGCCUUUGUAAUUAUUAUUCGUAACAUUAAUGAUCUAUCAUAAUAAAUAUAUUCACUGUUACGUUGUCAUUGUUUCGGGUAAAAAAAAAAUGGUGGGGAGGUUAAAACAAAAAAACAAAGAAAAAAACCCCUCCCUGUGUAGUAAUGUUUUAUUUUAGGCAUAAAGCUUGCUUCACAGAGAACUUUUAAAUGUUUGUGAAAACAGCUGAAUCCAUUACAGCCAUGGCCUCUUCAACUUCUGAUGACGACUAUGCUGAGAGGUUUACCUGUUUUUGUUGCUGGUUAUGUGAUCCAUCCAUUUUGGAACUAUGGGAACCUUGUACAUUGAACUGAAGUUGUUUCAACAACAGUAAAGGUAUAUACACAAAUAUGUGGAACAGCUGAACUGAAAAAUGUGUAAGGACUUCUGUCAAAGGACAGCUAGACGUUGGGUGUACUGAGAGGGAAAAGACUGGGUCGAUUAUUUUAAUAUGACCAUUUUAUACCUUUCAAACCCAAGAGACCACAAAGAUUAAUUAUUAAAUGAAUUGUUGUUUAA